AUGGCGACCCCGGCGGCCUGGGCCGCAGCCUGCGAGAAGUUCCACGCGUCAUUGUCGCUGUCGCAGGUGGAGUCUCAGAAAGACCCGGAGAACGACCCGUACAAGUCCAAGUACCGCGCCCGGGAGCUGCUGCAGGAGGUGAAGGCGCUGCUAGGCCCCGCGGCCGACGAGGACGAGGAUGAGGAGGCCGGGGACGGCGGCGACAGCGGCGGCCCGCACGCCGAGGAGGGGCCAGUGGCUGAGUGCGCCGGAGCUGGGGCUGAGCCCAGCGCUCGAGCAGUGCGCCUGGCCGCCGUGGAGCUGCAGCUGGGCCUCAACCACAUUGACACGGAGGAGCUGGCGGCCGGCGAGGAGCACCUGCAGAACUGCCUACGCCUGGUGCGCCGUAGCCGCCUCGAGCCAGCUGCCGUGUCCCUGCACCUGCAGGCCCAGAAUAAUCUGGGCAUCCUGUGGUCUGAGAGAGAUGAAAUCGAGACUGCCCAGACUUACCUGGAAUCUGCGGAAGCAUUGUAUAAUCAGUAUAUGAAAGAGAUUGGGAACCCUCCUCUUGAUCCUAAUGAGCACUUUUUAGCUGAGGAAGAGAAGCUGACAGAGCAGGAGCGAUCCAGAAGAUUUGAGAAGGCAUAUACGCAUACCUUAUAUUACCUGGCUCAAGUCUAUCAACACUUGGAAAUGAUUGAGAAGGCUGCCCAGUAUUGCCACACCACCCUCAAACGCCAACUGGAAUACAGUGGCUACCACCCUGUAGAAUGGGCUAUUAAUGCAGCUACCUUGUCACAAUAUUAUAUCAAUAAGCAAUGUUUUAUGGAGUCCAGGCACUGUUUAUCAGCUGCAAGUGUCAUCUUUAGCCAGGCCGAGCAGAUUCCAUCAACAGAAGACACUGAAACGGAGCAAGACCGGCAAGAUCUCCGUCAAAGAAAAGCUGAAAUUGCCAGAUGUUGGAUCAAAUAUUGCUUGAACCUCCUACAGAAUGCGCAGGCCGCUCUGGAGGAUAACAUAGGAGAACUUGACCUUGACAAACAGUCUGAGCUUAAAGCUCAGAGGAAAAGAGAGGAAGAUGAGAAAGAAAAUGGCAGGAAGAAAGUUGUGCUCUUUGGAACCAGUGAUGUGUGUGACGCCAUCUUGGCCAUGGAAGAGAAAGUGAUGUGCGCGCCCCCUUUAGAUUUCAGAGAAGCCAGGGAGGUGUUCUUGGUGGGCCAGAGCUAUGUCUGUGAGGCGAAAGAAUACUUCCAGGUGGACGGGUACAUCACCGACCACAUCGAGAUAGUCCAGGACCACAGCUCUCUGUUUAAGGUGCUCGCCUUCUUCGAAGAGGACUACGAGAGGCGCUGCAAGAUGCACAAGCGGAGAGUAGACAUGCUGGAGCCCCUCACCGUAGACCUAAACCCCCAGUACUACCUGCUCAUCAACCGGCAGCUUCAGUUCGAGCUAGCCCACACCUACUAUGAGAUGAUGGACUUAAAAGUGGCCAUCGCCAACAGGCUGGAGGAGCUCGAUUCCCACACCAUCAAGAAAAUCAAUUCCCUGGCUCAGUCGGCCAUCAAGUUCUACGAACUCUUCCUAGACUCCCUGAAGGACCCCAAUAAGGUGUUUCCCGAGCAGCUCGGGGAAGACGUUCUCCGCCCAGCCCUGGUAGCCAAGUUCCACAUUGCACGGCUUUAUGGCAAACUCAUAACUUCUGAUGGUAGGAAGGAGCUGGAGAACAUGCAGACUUCCCUGGAAUAUUACAUGUUCUUGGUCCUCUAUUGUGAAAAGUUCCCUGAGGCGGCUCGCGCAGUAGAAACAGAACUAGAGCUCAGUAAAGAGAUGGCCGGGCUUCUUCCCACCAAAAUGGAGAGACUCCGAGCCAAGCUAACCCCUUUUACUUAAAAUCCUUAUCCUGCACUUCAUGGAAAUGUGCAAUAGAGCAGUGUCAUUUUUAGCCAAACAGGCCCAUUUCCAGGGUGCUUGCCUCUAGGAAGCAGAGAAGGCCAGCUAGAGCUCCAGAUAGGGUCCUCUUCGAUUCACUUGUCAGUAAAAUGACAACAGUUUUCUCUUAAUUUUGUAAAUUCCUUCUGUAAACUUGUUAGUAUUUUAGAUGGCUUGUGUCCUAUCUUUCCUGCCUUAUCUUCUACCACAAGAUCCAGUUUCUAAAUAAAUGUAAGUUACUUAAUAGGUGUCUCAAAGGAAGAUUCUGGAUGAUGUAGUUGGUGGACAAAAGUUACUGUAUUCUUAAAGAAAAAUACAGUUUUCUAGGAAAAACCAUGAGCUUCUUGCAAUUGUUCCUUAUUGUAGAAUCCCAACUCCCCAAAGAAAUGUUUACCCAUUAUGACUUUAUGAUAACUAAUCUAUAAUUUAUUUUGUAUGUUGUAAAAUUCUUUGUCUUUAAUAAAAGAAAAAUUAUUAAGGAUGUAUUAAACAGCUUGG
Molecule: messenger RNA, 2406 nt
Organism: Gracilinanus agilis (Agile Gracile Mouse Opossum)
Lineage: Eukaryota; Metazoa; Chordata; Mammalia; Didelphimorphia; Didelphidae
Gene: KIFBP
Product: kinesin family binding protein
Exons: 7
Coding region: 1-1869 (622 amino acids)
Molecular function (GO): protein binding
Source: RefSeq, a predicted model, not a curated record